AUGAAGUUGUUUCUGUUGCUAAUCAUUGUCUAUGUUACAUCGGCAGCCGAAACCCCUGGAUUCUUUAUAAAAUUGUCAAAAAGUGUACCUCGUAUCGGACGUCGCGGUGAUUUUGAAAAUUUCUUCCUAAAGCAGUCUAAAAGUGUUCCUCGCAUUGGCAGGCGCAGUGGAUUUAUGGAAAGUAUUAUCUGAAAAUAAAAUUAAACUAAUUUAAAACCUUUCCUUGAAACACAGGCCCCGUCACAAGAUGCCUCCAGCAAUUGGUUUGAUCGACUGGUACGGCCUUCUAAACGUCCACUUACCGAUAACAGUGAAUCGGCGGAGAACAGCCGAACUUACAACAAAGUACGUCCUCUAGAUCUACAUCACAUUAUAGACAUACUCUCGGACGAUCUGUUCUUCGGUUCUGAUCUAAAGUUCAUUUCAUGGGAUGUGCUGGACAAGGCACUCGAGGAAGAUGCGGAUCUGCUGGGUAAACUAAGUGCCUUGGCACGUGAUAAGGAAGUUCACCAGUUGAAACAAAUGUUGUCCACCGACAAGAACGAACUCGUUCAGUAUGUUCCGCUCGAAAGUAGUCCAGGUGAUUCUCGCUCCAACAAGGCGUACAUUUAUCGUACCGAUGGAGAUGAAAGAAACGUCCAGCUUGGCAAAGAAAAUGUAGAGUACCAACAGUGA
This is a messenger RNA of Sabethes cyaneus, 675 nucleotides long. RefSeq lists its product as uncharacterized. Lineage: Eukaryota; Metazoa; Arthropoda; Insecta; Diptera; Culicidae. The record is from RefSeq and is a predicted model, not a curated record. The transcript has a single exon.